This is a messenger RNA of Varanus komodoensis (Komodo dragon), 7185 nucleotides long. RefSeq names its product solute carrier family 45 member 3 (gene SLC45A3). Gene Ontology annotation, molecular function: sucrose:proton symporter activity. Gene Ontology annotation, cellular component: membrane. The record is from RefSeq and is a predicted model, not a curated record. Gene Ontology annotation, biological process: transmembrane transport. NCBI's taxonomy places the organism in Eukaryota, Metazoa, Chordata, Lepidosauria, Squamata, Varanidae.
UGGUACGGCGUUCACGUAUAAAUCGCGGCGCGGCGGGUGAAGCGCAGUGGCAGCUUCGCUUGCGAAGGAGACCUGCAGCCUGCUGCGCCCCUUUUCCAGAAUGUGAAACACGGGAAACAGUCCAGACCACUCACUUUGCCUUCCUGAGUUCAAUCUCUGCCUAUUGAGUUUGAUCCAUGUGCAGCAUAAUACAAGUUGUUUACCUCUGACUAAAACAUGGCUGACACAGCUUUGCUACUGAGACAUGAAAGAAGACACAGGACUCUGAUAUCCUGCUCUGGAUCACCUUGAGGAGAAUGCGGUUGGCCUCACACAGUCUGUUGAUCCUGAGGUGCAAGGGGGCCUGGCUCAGCAUGCUGUUCCAGAGCCGCAAAGUCCAGCUAUUGUUGGUCAACUCCCUGACAUUUGGUUUGGAAGUCUGUCUAGCUGCAGGCAUCACCUAUGUGCCACCACUCUUGUUGGAAGUGGGCGUGGAAGAGAAAUUCAUGACCAUGGUUCUGGGAAUUGGGCCCGUUCUAGGCCUGAUGUUUGUGCCACUCAUUGGCUCUGCCAGUGACCAAUGGCAGAGCAGCUAUGGCCGCCGCCGCCCUUUCAUCUGGGUCCUGUGCCUGGGAGUUCUGCUGAGCCUGCUGAUCAUCCCUCACGCGCAUCGCCUGGCCAGCCUCAUCACCUUGGAUACUCGCUCCCUGGAGGUGGCCUUCCUCAUCACAGGUGUUGGUCUGCUGGACUUCUGUGGACAGGUCUGCUUCACCCCGCUGGAGGCCCUGCUCUCCGACCUCUUCCAGGAGCCUGACACCUGUCGGCAGGCCUUCUCCAUGUAUUCUCUCAUGGUGAGCCUGGGAGGCUGCAUUGGGUACCUUCUACCAGCGAUCGACUGGGACCAUAGCUUCUUGUCUCCUUAUCUCGGUGGACAGGAGGAAUGUCUCUUCAGCCUCCUGACCAUCAUCUUUCUCGGCUCUGUCUUGGCCACCGUCUUUGUGACAGAGGAGGUGGCAUCUCAGGUGGAAGUUCUGGCCAGCCCUGCAAUGAAGGAUCCCUCCAAGCCCCCACCCCUUGCCUGCUGCUCCUUCCGACUUCCCAAAAACUUUCUGAGGGCCAGGCAUCUGGUCCAAGCAUUUAGGAACCUUUGUGCUCUGGCCCCACGCCUGCAUGGAGUGUGUUGCCGCAUCCCCAAAGUAAUCCGGCAGCUUUUUGUUGCUGAGUUGUGCAGCUGGAUGGCCCUCAUGACAUUCAUGCUGUUCUACACGGACUUCAUUGGGGAAGGAUUGUACCAGGGAGUCCCCAGAGCUGAGCCAGGCACAGAAGCCAGACGACAUUACGAUGAAGGUAUUCGGAUGGGUAGCCUGGGCCUCUUUCUCCAGUGCAUUAUCGCUAUCUUCUUCUCGACAAUCAUGGACCGGAUGGUGAAGCAAUUUGGAACACGAAUUGUCUACCUAGCCAGUGUAGCCUUAUUCCCAUUGACUGCCUUCAUCAUGUGCUUCUCUCAGAGCAUCGUCAUAGUCACUGUUUCUGCUGCUCUGACGGGCUUUCCCUUCUCAGUGUUGCAGAUCCUGCCGUACACGCUGGCAUCUCUUUAUCAUCAUGAAAAACAGAUAUAUCUGCCUAUGUAUAAAAGCAAAGAAGAUGAUGCAGCUCAACUAGAUAAGAAGCAUGGCUUCCUCAAAGGCCACCUUUCUGGCCAGAAACUGACCUACCAGAAUGGACACAGUGGAGGCCUCUUCUCACCUCCCGUGGCUGGCUCUCCACUCUGCGUCAGCUCUCCCUGUGAAGUCUCUCUCAGGAUAAUGGUGGGAGACUCAGACACCACAGCUGCAAGCCGGGGCAUCUGUUCAGACUUGGCCAUCUUGGACAGUGCAUUCCUCCUUUCACAGGUCAUCCCGUCCCUCCUCAUGGGUUCAAUUGUUCAGUUCACACAGUCAGUCACUGCUUAUAUGGCAUCUGCAACCGGCUUUGGGUUGGUGGCCAUUUACUUUGCAACCAAAGUUACCUUUGAUAAAAGCGAUAUGGCCAAGUAUUCAGUGUAGAAGGAGAGGCAAACGUUCAUGCACAUUGAUCAUAAGGAAGAGUCAAUAGUGCACAUGCUGCCUCUUUCUUCUUGCAUUUUAAUGAGUGCAAAAAUGCUUUGGCUGAAGGGGAAAAAUGAUGGGCUGAUCUCAGGGUAUGUAACAAAAGGGAGUCUGGUAUAAUGUUGUCUGUUUCUCCUCGAUGCCUUCAUCAAAGUGCCUCUGCACAGAAGCCUGUGGGAGAGGCUUGCAGGUUUGAAAAAUAAAGGGCCAUUCUUUCUGUCACCAGGUAUUUACUUGGAUAGGUUUGUCAGAUUGCUUGGAAGGGUAAUGACACAGUGCAGAAAGGACCAAAGAUGGAUGAUUCAAAGCUGUAAUUAACAUCACUCGCUAUUGUGUGCAUUUUUAAAAUGUUGCUCUUUGUCAAUCUUCAUGUCAUUAUGCCCAUGUGAUGUAACUUUUUCCUGUCUUGAUGUGAAUGAGAAAAUACAUGGGAAGGAGAUUGUGAGUUGGCACAUCUGUGCUUUUUAUGCAGGGCUUUAGGAACAACCUACUUGCUUUCUCCAUUCCAGAUGUGUUAUAGGUCAAGAACAAGGUGGUAUAAAUGAGUUGAGCAGUACUGCAUAGGAGGGGGACUUGUUUAGCAGAGGAUGCUGUGGUUGACUUGGCAGCAACUUUGCAGUGGCAUGACGGAAAUGAAAAUUCUGGUCAUCAUCUGAUACUUUCCCCACAUGUAUGCCUUAAACAGAGUUUGCAGUUAGUGCAAACAAGGAGGCUUGCAUAAACAUUGGCUGAAGAACAUGCCCCUCUGGGGACUUGGCUUUAAGUGACGGACUGGCACAAACAAAUGACAGUGCCUUCCACUGUGUGCAAGCCUAAAAAGGAGGCUCAGUGUGGCAGCAGAGUGAAAGCACUUGCAUUUCUGCUGCCUUUCCCACUUUGAGAUGGUGAUGUGGCCAGCUUGCCUUUGCUCAAGGACUGUACAGAAAAACCAAGGAUGUUUCUGUAUACCACAAGGAUAGCUCCAAGCUGCAUCAUCUUCCAGCCUUUCUGCCACCCAGGUAGAGCAGAGGUGCUUCCUGUGCUGGGUAAGCUUCUCAAGGCAAGCUGCUCUUUCUCAACACUUUCCCUCCUACUCUGUGCAGUUUUUAAUGAGCAUUGUAGCUUGCAGCUAUUCAGCCAGCAACAUGCAGUGCAUCUCUUUUCAGACUCGGAGCAUAACAGCUGCAUAUCCUAUACAGAGAGAGAGGUAUGUGUAGAAUAUGACACUGGAAGGCCAGGACCAGGGUAUAACGCUUUCCAUAGGUUAGAACGGGAAGGCUGUUCUCUGACUGUAGUGGAACUGGCUCUGAGCUCUGCAGGCCUGAUAUGUGAACACCAUGGAAAUGUCAGCCAGGAAGAAGCUUGGGCAGCCUCAGGACUACUAGGCUAGGAAAGGGAGGCGUUAAUUCUUUGGCCUGGCUUGCAGGACACCUGGGUUCUGUGGUGUGCCCUCCGCCUUGGCUUACAUGGGCAGUUCACAACAAUAAUGGGGAAAUCAACCAUUUGCGGCUUGCCCUUAGGUAUGAACUAGUCCUACCUUUUCCUGCCAAGCACCAGGGCAAGUCGCCUUUCUGAAGCUGCAAACCCAAACCACAGCUUCGGGGAAGCACUUUUGUUGGAAGCAUGAUAGGGAGAGAAAGGAUCACCCCUCCCUUCCCCACCCUCGUGGUUCUGGGCCGCUUGAUCUUCCCCUGGCUGAUAUUUACACAAUAAUAAAUGAUGGCCCUGGACUUGGUCAAAAUGUCAGUGCCAGCUUCUUUGACUCUGUUGCAUUUUGAGCCAUGAGGGAAUUACAUAAGUACCCUCUCAUUAUACCUGUAGGGGUAUGGAAACCAUGUAGUCCAGGCCCUUCCAUUUGCCAAGAGUCCCUUCAGGGCAUCUUUGUGCUCUCCAGGCUAUAGUACAACACAAGCAGCAACUAGGAGAAAGCUAGGCAAGCCACAUCAGAGGUACUGGAGGUAAAAUAACUUUAUUCCAAAGGUCACCUCUGACUGAGAGGAGCCCCAGAACCCACUGUCAGGUUGUACUAGGACAGGUUGUGUUUUGUCUUUUCCAAAACAAACAUAGGAUGAUUAUUUAAAGCUGGUGAAAGAAAAAAAAUCAAGCUUUCCGUCCUAAGUUCACACUAGCUUGAUAUAAAGUGACGGUGGCUGUCUGUGAUGUUUCAGAGGGAGGAAAGAUCCAUUAUCAGAUAAGAGAAUAAACUACAAACAGAUUAAAAUGUCUUGCAGAUGGUAUGAGAGCCUGUGACAGGAAGGAGCGGAUCUGUGGGCCAGCAAUAGGAGCAAAAUGCUGUAACAGGAAUUUCCCAGGGGUGCAAAGUGCUCCCAACUAUCUCAGAAUAGGGAUGGGGCAGUAAAAGAGACAACACUGUGAUUGCUGUUGUUAUCCUCACAUUUUUAAUAAUGCAGUGUCCUAAGGGCAACACCACCUGACUUGCAGCUUUGCACAAGGCCAACAUUUAAUAUGAGAUGUCGAACAAAGCCUUCUGCAGGCUGCUUUGCACAUUUGGUCCAGUUGGGAUGUAAAGGCAUUGCUGCUGGCAUAACUUGGGUAUUGUUUAACUGAGGAACAAUCUCAAGCAGCCCGUCCAGAAACAAUCCCUGAAGGCAGCAGUCAAUGCAGACGGGAAGGGGAAGGGGAAGCCGCUGCAAUGUGUAGGUUGAUGAAUGCACACUUUGCUGCCAGACACUGCUGUGACAUCCAGGCAGGGUAAUUAUGUGGCAGCCUGUAAGCACUGUUAGAAGUGGGAUUAAAAUGGAGCUUCCACAUAAUUGUUGCACUUCCAGGGGCAAAACUCUCCUGUAACGUUUAUUCACACAUUAACAAGGGUCCUUUUCAGUGUUAAUUAGAAGUAUCCUAUUUUGGGUGAUGGGGGGCAUGGUCUUGUCAUUUUUAUUUUCCUGUUGUGCAUUGAAAGGGGAUUAUUGGUAAAUUGUCUGUUAACUGCUGCCUGAAUAGCUUCCCAAUUGCCCAGUGUGGGGCGGGGGGCAGGGGAGGUUGUUAGCUUUUGUUUUAAACUAUAGGUUGUGGGGAGACUUAAAUUUACUGCUUCUCCCAUUUUUCUUCCUUCCUUAAAUGAAAAUACAACACUGCUGGGCUAAUUAGGAGAAGGUCUUCAAGAGAACAUUCAAAAACUAUUAAUCAUUAAUUGCUCCAGCAAUAAAACAGCAGCUCCUGUUACUGGCCAACUUUUACUUAAAGGGACAGGAGAGCUGAAAAUCUUCCAUAGGCUGGCCGUGCUAGAAAGGCUUGUGCUGUGAUUGCAUUUUGUUGGCAAACAUUUCCACAGAUGAGGUCUGAAAACAUGAGUGAUCAACACAGAGACAUAUUAGGGUGCUCCAAUUCGACAGUAUUGCCUAGGUUCAUUCUCUCUCUCUCUCUCUCUCACACACACACACACACACCCACACCCACACCCACACCCACCCCUACCCCUGAGUGGAAGCAAACUGGACUCUGUUAUAAAUGUGCAUUCAUUGUUCAUGCAGCUCUUCUAGAUAUAUUUUGCCUGUGUUAAAUAGUCUGGGGAAUCAUGUGUCUGUGCCCAAAGGCAUGUUUCUGACCCUUUAGGGUUGCAAAGCAAAGCUUGAAGGUGCAUGGGUAGUACCUGGUACAACCUCAGAAAUGUCAGCUGUGAGCACCAGUUGUGCAGAAACAGAAGCACAGUAUUGCAGAACAGUGCAGGUGUGGCGGCUCACUCCCAUAGAUAGUGCUAGCUGAGUCCCCAGCUGAAGGUGAGGUGUUGCUAUUUCUAAAGGUUUCACAUAUUAAGCUCCUCUGGAAAGGUGGCGGUCCUUCAGUUGUCCCUGUGUCCACAAAUGUUGGCCCUUCAUUCAAGUUUGCGGAAUUGCUCAUCAACCUGGCCUCCAGGUGUGUUGGGCUAUAAUUUCUGUCAUCCCCACCCAGCAUGUAUGUGCCAAGACCAACUGAUGGAGAUGGAGAUGUCAGGGCUGCUGGCUGUCUCCUCUAGACAGGAAAGGUGAAUUUCCAUCUCUGGAAUGUGUUCUUUCUCCCAGCCUCCCCACAUCUAUGCAUUAUUUGGACUGACUCAAGUGUGAUUUGGCUCUGGCUGUUUUUAGCAUUGCAAAUGGCAGGUUCUUCUUCACUGAUUCUUCUGUGCAGCUUUUGGAAACCCCCAAACCAUCACUUGGAAGCACCAGAGAGAUGUUGAUAGUAGCAUGUCUUAUAGUGAUGCAAAAGUUUUCCUACUAACUGCAAAUGCCUACAGAGGGGAGUGGGAGGCUGUGCUUGAUAUAAUAUGACUAGAGUUAACACAAAGCCUUCACUAAUUCUUGUGCAGGCUUUAUUUUAAAGGGAAAGCUUGUUUCAGGCCAGUGUGCCUCAAAACGUUGGUACCUUGGGGUUGGCCACCUCCUUUACCCCCCCAGAGCCCAAGAUAACAGUUUGAGUGAGUGUGUGAUGAUCUAAAUACCUUCAGCAAGUAUGAGUCUCUGGAGUCCUUGGAACCUGUUUUAAUUGGCAAAAAAUAAUUGUCAUAUUAAUUGUUUAAUUGUCAAAUUGUCUUUCUUGCGUAGCAUAAGGACCCUCCUGAUGACACUAAACCAGGCUUUCCAAACCUCCCGAUAUAUUGGGCUAUCACCCCCAUCAUCCCCAGCCUGAAUGAGCAAUGAUCUUGAUGGUUGAGGAUGAAAUGAGCUGUCCUCCAAUACCGCAGUAGGGAAGCCUGGUCUAGGCACUGGCUGAGAGAUGAUGGUAACUGACAAAAUCCUUUCUCCAAACGCUUCCCGCAUCCACCCAUGUGUUCAGCCAUCUGAAAAUGGACCAACACACUUCAGCUGUUUCUGUACAUUCAGUCAAUGAUGGCAUCCAUUUCACAAGUUUGUUUCUCACAUAACAGGGCACAGUUUGGUGGUAUAUUUUCUCCUCCACUACUGCUGCACUUCAUACACCCUCCUUGUUCCAUACAACUGUAUCUAAAGGGAAUGUUUGGGCCAGUGGUUGGAUGGCACCUUUACUUCUCAAUAAGAGGUUCCUUUGAAUCAUUUUCUCUAGGGGGAGCAACUCUCCCAGGCCACAUCCUGCUAAACACUGUCUGCAUUUUGUUUAUUUAUUUACGGAAGUAAAUAUUUUCUACAGUUUAUGUGCAGGGGAUAUUAGGAUAUUAAAGUUUAUUAAA